GCCUACUCUGAUGUAAUCUCCACCUUCUGAAACAUUUUACCUCCGUAAAUUGGGAUCGCGACUCGGUCCUGGAGCCAGCGUAGAUUCCGCUUUGUUUCGAGAGAAAAAUAUGGCUGAAGACGGCGACGGUGCAACUGUUCUAACUAGCUUAGUUCCAGGAGCUAGCUCGGUUCCCAGUGCACACCCAGCAAUCGCGGGUCGGGAGGACGUUAGUAAGGGCGUUACAGAGGCUCACCGUCAGGACACGGAAGAAGAAACUCACGACGCUCGGUCCGAUCGACGUCUCAGCGAUCGCGACGAGCAGCAGCGCGCAGCUGACGAGCCGUCUGCCUCGGAGAAAGAACCACAGUCCGCGAACGCUUUAGUGGACGCCGCAAGCAAAGAUAUAACCGACGCUACAGUUGACGCUAUAGUGGAUGGUACGGUUGACGCUAUACCGAACGCUACAGCCGAGACUGCGGCAGACGAGAGAGCAGGCGAGACAACAGGGGAGAGAGCAGGCGAGACAGCGGGACUUACGACGGGCGCUGCAGCGGACGCCAAGGAAGGAGGCCAGGAGAAGCCGCCUGACGAGCAACCGGCGGGCGACGAGAUGGUCGCAGAGCAAACGGUGGGCGACGAGAUGGUCGCAGAGCAAACAGCGGGCGACGCCGAGUGCAACAGAUUAACUACUGGCGGUUUAACUAGUGACGGUUUAACUAAUGAUGGAGUGGUCGCUGAAAAAGUCGACACUGGGGACGCGGGGAAAGAUGCUACAGCCGUGGAGGCGGCUACAGCCGUGGAGGCGGGGGAUGGCUGUAGUGGCGACGAGCUAAGAGGCGAUCUAGAAGAUAAUUCAGGUGGUACUGGGGGAGGCGAUUCAGGCGAUGCUGGAGACGAGGAGAACGAAACGGACCAGCAAGGGAAAGAUGAGGCGGAGGGUACGGAGAAUGGGGAGAACAAGGGAGAGAAGACUGCUUGUGAGUCGACUCAAAAGCGAGGGAACGAUGAGCGGGAGGGUAAGGAGAAUGGGGAGAACAAGGGAGAGAAGAGCAGAGAAAAUGGCUUCGGUGGCACUGGUGAUGCUGCUGGUCUGGCUGCUGCUGCUGCCGGCCAUGCUGAUGUCACCGAAAUACCUGAACAAGGCGGGCAACAAGUGGAUGCUGCUGCUCCUGCUGCUGCUGGCCCUGCUGCUGCUGGCCCUGCUGGUGAUGGAAAUGUGACUAUGGCGGGGGAUGAUGCUAAGGGGUUGGAUCAAGUGGCUGUGACUAUGGCGGGGGGAGAUGCUGAGGAGCUGGAUGGAGUGACUAUGGCGGAAGCAGAGGCUGUGACUGCUGCCCUCUUUGCUGUUGCUGGAGGAGCCGUGCUUCUAUCAGGUGACGCUGCUGUGUCAGAUGUUCUUAUAACGGAUGCUUCGAUAGUAGAGGCUCCUAUAGCGGAUGAGCCUGUAUCUGAUCAAAUAGUGGGAGUCAAUAAGGGAGCAAGUCGGAAGCUGCCGUCUAGUGAUGAUGCAGAUGGUGCUACAGAUGCUGCUACAGAUGCUGCUACAGCUGGUACAGAAACGGCAAGCCAGGAGAAGCAGUCAGAGGAGGGGCAGCGUGAGGCAAAGGCACCAGAUGAGGACAGAGGCGAGGAGGAGAGAGGAGCAAAGGGAAGGGAGGCGGAGGAAAAAUGUACAGAGAAAAAGGAGAGAGAGGAGGAGGAGGAGGGGGAGGAGGACGAGGAGGACGAGGAGGACGAGGAGGAGACGGAGGAUGAAUGCAGCCAUGGGGGUGUGAUGAACGGAGGGGGGCUUGAGAAAGCAGUAGAAUCUGAAUGUAAUAUGAACGUAGGAGGGACGGAGGAGGAACCUUUAGUGGAGGUGGAUGUUCGAAACGAGGGGUUUAAGGGAGAAGAGGAGGAAGAAGAGGCGGAGGAGGAGGACGAGGAGGAGGAGGAAGGGGGAGAGGAAGAAGCAGCAGCAGCAGAAGCAGCAGCAGGUGGUGGUGCUACUAGCAGCAGGCAGGAAGCGGGCAGCAGGAAGCGAAAACGAAAACCGCGCGGGUCAGCGAGCCACGCCCUGCAUCUAGGCGACGUCCGCCGCAUGAUGGCGAGUCCGGCGCUCUCCAAGCCCACCGCCGUCGCCCACACGAUGCGCAAACUCAUCGUCUUCGCAACCCUGGCCGUGCGCCACGGCAUCGACGACCUCUUAAAGCUCGAGUUCGGCCACUUCGUGGUGUUAAACCGGGGGGCGUCGUACUUAUCGGCACAGUUUCCCGGGGAGCAUGUGGCCUUUGUGCCGCCCGCGAACCUGGCUCCGAGCCUCGUUCACAAGCAGUUCUUUCCGAACCCGCAGAAUCCGAUCCUGUGCCCGGUCCGGAUUGUGGACGAGGAGGCUCGGAUGCGGCCGGCCGGAGCUCCGCCAAGCCUGUUUCUGUCGGCGAAAUUUGCGCGCGCGCCUUCGUACGAGCCUCUUAACAGGUACGUCCGUAACGCCAUGGGGCGCACUACCCUCGCUCGCUUCGCCUCCCACCUGGCCGAAGCAGCGGGCAUGGCCCACGUGGGCAGGAGAUUCUUCAGGUCGCUGGGCGUUACUCUACUGUUCAUGGCUGGUUUCACCCUGGAGGAAGUUUUACGCGAGGCCAAAUGCUCCCUUAAUAGCCUCUACACUUUGGGCAGCAACAGGGGCAGACGCAUGGGCAUGCACAGACACAUACCUAUGGGCAUGGGAACGGGCAUCGGAAUGCACAUAGGCAAGGGAAUGCGCAGAGCACAAUAGAGAAUCAGAUUCGCACUUCCCAGCUGCUACAGCAGCUGCAGCAGUGUCAGACACAGUCCAUCCAGCUACAGUCGCAGCUACAGCAGCUGCAGCUACAGAUGGGGCAGAUACAGAC
This is a messenger RNA of Closterium sp. NIES-67, 2852 nucleotides long. Lineage: Eukaryota; Viridiplantae; Streptophyta; Zygnematophyceae; Desmidiales; Closteriaceae. The record is from the annotation of a GenBank genome assembly.